CAAGGCCGUUUUGCCUUCGUCGACAUUAGUGCAGUCACUACAUUAAAAACCGUUAUUACCCUACUUCCGAAGAUCUUCGAAGCGUCAAACUCUCGAAGGUCGACAAGCCUACGCCUCCCCCGCGAUUAAGUACGCAGGCCGAGUACAACUUUUCCCGGCACAAAUCCUCCGUCGCCCAGCAUGGCGAUCAUCGCCGCCUAUUCGCCUGGCGACCGAACCAGGGUCGGAAAGCUGAGCAGCGCCCCCAGCAGUGGUUCGGCCAAGAAGACGCAAAAUUCGGGAGGAGGACAUGUCAGAAAUCUACCCGGCAACAGCCAUUAUGGCUUGAUAAAUCGGUUCUCUUCGCCCGCUGCGAUGAGUGGCAGCGUCGCAAGGGAAACCGGGCUGGCACGGAUCAAGAGGAAUUUGGAAAUGGACGCGAUGAGAGCGGUAUCAAAUAAACUAGAUCAUCAUCAUGUUGUACGACAUCCUCGUGAAGAGUAUUGCGACGUCACUGAACGACAUGCAGAUUGCAGAAGUUCUUGCUGAGCUACUGCUACUUGCAGACGAAAAGACUGACAUUUGUGUUGAAAUUAUCAAAUACCACCCCCAGGAAGCUGCAGACGACGCCGAUAAUAUUUUAGUCAGCAACGCCGAGGACAUCAAUAUGGCCACGUCCAAAGACAAUGGCACCCCCAGCUACAACGAGGCCCAUACGAAAGCGAAGAACAAAUUGAAACAACUCUCCCGAUCGAUGACGCGCGAUUCCGACAUAGUGAAGCGUAUGCGGGAAAUUGAGGAGCAGAAUGCGGAGAAGUUUUCCAUCGAUGCACUGGCGGAGAACAAGGGGAUUUCCGUAUCAAAGUGAAAAAAGCCCCCACCCCAUAUCGGAAACGGACGAUGCGCGAAUUUGUGAAGCUGUAUUUGAGUACACAAAUCGACUUGUAUUGCUAGAAGGCCAAGAGACGAAGCUGCGGCCUAAAUUGCACGUAAUCUGACAUGCUGUUUCCCACUUCCAGUUGCCUCCUGUCAUCCUGGAGCUGCAAGGCUUUCCCACGCUAGACAGCACUACAGUCCGCAUCUUUUGCCUUCUAGCAUCACAAAGCUGAUUUGUGACCACAAAUCUGCAUCACAGAUUUCCGUUUUGAUAUGGGGAGGGGGCAUUUUUCAUUGUAAUAUUCCGAGGGGAUGCUGCUCGACUGGCUCGACAAGGAAGUCAACGACGAGCAUAUGAAAUGCAAAAGCAUCGUACUACGUAUAAAUCGCAUGACAAACUUCCUCAGCAUGAAAAACAAAACUCGUGGUGCGGAUUUAACUUGAGGAAGAAACUUGUAAUGCAUGAAUGCGAUUAGUACGAGUGCGAUACUUUUGCACAGGAUAGAGCAGGCGUGCUUGCAGCUCCCGUUCGCACUGCUCCUCGUGAUUGUCUUCGCGGCCUUGUUAUGCAUUGCAAAUGCGUCAUCUGGGUCGGGUCUGGAAAGGUGCAAACCUGUGAUGCUGUCUUUGGAUUCUAAAAAAAUCGGUAUUGCGUGGCCAGCAAGAGGAGCCCAGUUUGAUGUGCUACGCGGAGACAGAGGGCACUUCUCAUGCGGAAUAGGCAUCAGGAACGCCUCUAAAAAUCUGUGAUGCUAGGUCACGCAUCGGAGGCAGAGGCAUCGUUGGUCAUGCAACAUAUGCAUGGGGGGGGCGCGCGGACCUCGCUUGCCAUCUCGUUUGGUCUCGCGAAAGUUCCAGUCCCCAGUGGGUGGUUUCGGUCGGGCCGCACCCAAGGACUCCACCCACUCACCGCGCGGUGUGUGCUUUCUUUUGGCUGCAUACAGGAAAAAAAAAUAAGUCCACCUAUUUCAAGGGGCCGCACCCCGCUUUUUAUGCCCGGCCCCGUUCCUGGCACACAGCGUGCUCCACGAGGCGGGCGCAUAGAUGGGCUUGUAGAUCCGGCGACACUCAUGUGGACAUACUAAUGCUUCAUGAUGACAAGUAAAAAAUCCACUUUACAGCUACCGCUUCGCUUUGCAAGCACCGCAAUCGAGGUAGUGCUGACCUGUUUUAUACCGUAGUACGCAAAUGUCUGACAAUUCAAAAAAACAAAACUAUUUCAUCUUCUCGUCGCCAUCAUAAGUGCCUUGAGGUGCCGCACACCUCUAUCUCUAGUUUCUUGUUGAUUACUUCUCGCUCGUUCGGUCGCGCAUGUGCGGUGCAGCUCGCUCAGAGUUUUUUGUUUUUCAUGCGACUCUGCAGCCCUCACGCAUAAAGGUUUGCAUGUUUCAAGUCUUUGGACUUUCAUGGGCUCACGCACAUCCGAGAUCGGGGGGGUGGGAGGGGGUCCUCAAGCCAGAAAAAAAAUCCCCCCGAGUGUGAAUCGGGAAUAUCAAGGUGCAACAUAUGCAUGACAAACCUGGUGGCAAUCGUCCAGACCCAGACAUAUUUGCACUGGAUACUUGUCAGUUUUGACACUGGGGAAUAAAUACGUCCAGGACGUGCACACCAGCAUCGAUGUGUUCAUUCGGGAAAAUGCGAACUUCGGGUAGUAUAUGGCAUGAGCGUUCUGCUUUUGCAUGGUUACUUUCAUAAUGAAGAUCCUCAUUUGCGCUUCAAUGCUGCGACAUGCGUGCUUUUUCCUCCGCAGUUCCUCUUCCUUUUUCUUUCUGUUCUCCCUCUCUUGGCUGUUUUUUGGCAUGACAGAAAUUCGUUCUCUUCACUAUAUACAGGUUCGACCACGGCGACAUGCACGGCUUGAAAGCGCUCCGAGACGUCCACACCGUUGCCGACGUCUAUUCCUGGCUCCGCCUCGGCUUCGUCCCCCUCAUGCUGUCUGACUCCUUCGGCUACAGUGAGCACUUGACCGACACGGUUACUGCCCCACAGACUUUACCGCCGGCCCAGCAGUUCCCAGGAUACCAACGCACCAGCCCUUUACCCUCAGAUCUCCUGCUGUGGAACCACUUGGUCGGCGCAGUCAGACUCACCCAAACGACGAACUCCGAGCACGGAAGCAGUUCUUGUUGGGACGUCCCGGAGGAAAUCCGACUCGUUCUCAACGACAAACUGACCCCGUGUUACGGUCAGGGCGAUUUCCCAACCUUGCAGCAGCAUUUGGCAAUCAGCAAACCCGUGGAAAGUCCCGCGAAAACCGUUUUCUUACCGACAGACUUCGCGAGCCCGGGAAGCCCAUACUCCUCCACCGCGGAGGUGCAAACGGCCAUUGGGGACCUGGAAAAGAACCUCUGGAUCACGGAAAACGUGAAGCAGGUGCAGAUUUCCUUCCUCUCCCUGAACCGGGAAUUCGGGCUGUGGACGAUGACGACGAUUUCCUUCACUUUCCGACGGGGUGGCCAAGUGUUGAAAGACAUCUACCAGCAGUCCACCUGGCUCAACUUCCCGAUGGGCAACGCGCAGCCGGAGCUGCUCACCUCGCUGAACCUGUUGUGGCUCGCGAUGAACUGCUACAUCUUUCUAUCCUGAGUAAAAACGUACCCACACCAGAGUCAGGAUGAGGAUUUUGCAACACAAACUGAGGAGUUUUGUGAGUCACGCAUGACAAGUUGCACUAUGCAGUGUAGUGCAGGUUAGCAAGUGCAGCCGCAUCACAGAUUCAUCUGCUCAUCCUGUUCACAGCAUCACAAAUUCCAAAUAUAUUGAUUCUCAUAUAUUGAUUCUCAUAUAUUGAUUCUCAUAUAUUGAUUCUCAUAGUAUAGCAGGUCUCUGGGGUUCUGUGUGAUUCAGUCAUGGACUUCCUGUCUGCUUCUAUUACAGUUGUGAGCGCAAAGCAAGGUUGAAAAAUAUAUAAGUGCCCGGGGAUGAAGAAAUACUCGCGAUGUUUUCGCGGUUCUGACCCUAUGCCGCUCCAGCGCCUGCGGAGGCUUGCUUCCCCAGUGACAAUGGACAAUGGCAAUGUCCGUGCGGUUGUUUUAGCAUCACAAAUUCCAAAACACGAUUGGAAAUGGCUCUCAUGGGGAUGCGCAUUACAAGUCUUCCUGUCUUUGCAAAUCUGCAUUACAACUCUGCUGUGUGUACGUUUUUACUCAGGAUACUUUCUCCAAGAGGUCACCGAAAUCGCGAAGAUUUUGAAGGAAACGCGGUCGCUCUCCCGGUUCAGCCAGAAGUAUUUCGGGUUGUGGAACGUCGUCGACUGGCUCACCGUGUUUUCCGCGUGCUCCUUAUCGCAAGACAAAACUGUUUCACUGUGAACUUGUGAUGCAUAGAAUGGAGCACAGAACGAUUUGCCUUGCUGCACGUGCAAGACAUUGGAUUUUCAGGCGUGUUUUCCCUUUGGAAGCGCGCAUGGCAAAUUUUCUGUGUCAUGUGUAGCAAACUUGUCAUGCAGAUCUUGCAAAGCCAUCCCAGUGAAACAGUUUUUUCGUGGGAUACUCCUUGAUCGGGUUUUACUUCUACUUGAACACCUAUGGAAGCGCCAGGAUUGAAAUCAUCAAAGUUGAAAUUAUUUGUAAUGCAUAAAAUCGAUACCAGCUGAUCUGAAGCCCAAUUUCCCAAGUGCGCAUGACAAAUUUCGGCACCGUCUAAAACCAGUUUGUCAUGCUGUUUAGGGACAGCAGGCGCCUAGUGUCAUGCUACUUUAGCAGCUCGAUUCCAAACCCGAAACAGGCUUACAAUUGGCCUCAUUUGCAGUCCUUGCAAGAGAGGCACUUCAUGCCUUGCAAUUUCUGCAUGAGAAAUUAUUUGUAUUUCAACUUUGAGGAUUUCAAUCCUGACGCUUCGAUAACACCUUUGUGAUGGACUUGAAGACGAAUUUUUCCUCUUUAACCACCGGAAGUAACUCUUUGACCAACGAGAAACUAUACGACCUAACGCUGAACAUCAUGACGCACCAGAACGAAUUGGUCUUCUGCAGCUACCUGUACGUGUUGAUAUCGCUUGUCCGCUUGUUCAAGGGGUUCUCCGCGCAACCGCGGUUGGGCGUGGUCACGAACACCAUUAUCAACGCGGCGGUGGACAUUUUGCACUUCCUCGUGGUCUUUUCCUCGGUUUUCUUCGCGUAUGCUCUUGCUGGUGUCAUCGUGUUCGGCCGGCAUCUGCAGGAAUUCGCGACGUUAGACGUGUCCUUGACGACGUGCUGGCGGCUGGUCUUCGGCGAUUUUGACUGGGAUAUCAAAAGGAAAAAUCCCCCCUCCCCAUAUCGAAAAGGUAUGUCUCCGAAAAUUUGCGUUGCUGAUUUGAUGAGGUCACAAAUCACGGCUGUCUUGCAAAAAGACAAGGGCAGAAGCUUCCGCCAUAUUAUGGAGGCGAUUUGUCAUGCUGUUGGGCCUAAAGGGGAGCCGUUUGCCAUGCUAAGCAACUACUUAGACCCAUACGCUCCUACCUAGCCUGGGGAUCUGGCCGCAGUGUCUUACUGCAAUAUAUAUAAAGCCGAUUUUUCUACACAGAUCCAGCAUCAGAAAUUCCGUUUUGAUAUGGGGCGGAGGGAUUUUUCCUCUCAAUAUGGGAGAGGACGAGCCGGAUCGCGCCCUGGGAAGCGGCGGUGUUCUUCUACAGCUUCACACUUUUGGUCGUGUUGAUCAUGCUCAACAUGCUAUUGGCGAUCAUUCUCGAUACCUACAUGGACGUGAAAGGACAGUCGACGAAGGCGGAAACCCUGUAUUCCCAAGCGAUCGAGACGGGUUCGAGGUACAUACGGUUGAAAAAAGGCUCGAGGGUAUCUUUGGAAUACAUCCGGAAGCACUUGUUGAGACGGGCGAAAGCGCUACUGUUGGCAGAGCAGGAUGGCGGUCUACUUAAUUGGGGUGUUUCGAUCGAGUGUGUGCUUGUUGUGGUCUCCUGCGUCUCGAUGUUCUUGUUACGCAUAAUCAUGAUAAGAUGAGUGAUUGCAAUUGCAUUGAUAGACCACUUCUUGUUGUCCGAAUUCGUCUUCGACCCUAGUAGUUCCUAAAUGUUCAGGUUCCUAUCCCGCUUCCAUCCCAGUAGUGCCCACGACGGCCGGCAAUUCGGAUGCCGACCCCGUGCCUGAGCAAGACGCCAAGAACGCGAAGCCACCACUUGGUCUUGCUGCGAACAAAUACCUAACCACUUCUUCUGGUGAGGAGUCGGAGACCACUUUAGACGCCGCGAACAGGGGAGCAACGGCAGUAGACAAAUUGAGCAAGCAGGUUUCCAUAUCAGACGAAACCACGGCGACGGAAUCGAACAAGGUCCUCUACUCCGAGGGCGAGCACUCCCAGGUGGCGCCGGGGGGCAGCAACGCCGCUGCGGUCGUGUGGCAGAAACGGGCGGAAAGGGCGGGGUCAGGUACUUCUACAAUUAUCAUGGAGUUACUUAUUAAGUUGAAGUUCAAGGCCACGUCGAGGGUCAACAUGUCGUGUGCUCUACAGGAACAAGGCAAAGACAAUGACAAUCGAGUCUACUGUCGUCAUGCUUACUUACUUGCGUCACUCACAGUCAGACCCUCACCCUAAAAAAUUUUAGGAUUCAUUCGCGGGGGCGGCAACCACAAUUCCCACAGUCUGGAUUUCCACUACACCGAGGGCUCACCCGGCCACGUCGAGUUGGAUUCCUACGCAUCCCCCGAAACUCAGCCCGGAUCACGUUAUCAAAUGCAAAAAUGUCUGGGUCUGGAAGAAUCCGAACUUGUGAUGCUGCAUUUGGAUUCCAAAAAAAUCUGUAUUGCAUGACCAGCAAAGGGAAUGCAAUUUUGGCUACGCGGAGAGGGCAUUUGUCAUGCGGAAUAGGUAUCGCGAAGCCCUCAAAAAGUCUGUGAUGCUAGGGCAUGCAUCACCGACAUCAUGGCCCAUGCAAAACGUGCAUGACAAGUCUCAGAAUCUUCCAGACUCAGACAUUUUUACAUUUCAUACACGUGCCCGCAAGUCCAAACUGGAAGCGAUCCGCAGCAACAUCCUACACCAAAUUUCCGGGGGCCCCCCGGCGUCCUCUUCCUCCAGCGACGGAGGUGGCAUUUUAUCUUCCCCCGGGCGACCCCCGCACAUCCCCUCGUCGUCGACUUUACCGACGAUCGAUUGCUGUCGGCAGUUGUUGCAAUCGAGGACCGACGAGUACCUCACCGCGGAGGACUUGCAGAAUAUCAUCCCGAACCUCCCGAAAGACCAAAGCGAAAGGACCAUCCGGAACGCGUUGCUCGAUCUCUGCGACGAGUCGGAAUUGAACGUCGAGCCGAGUCCCGCGUGCGGUUUCGAGGCGAUCCACGAAACUUUGGAAGAGGGCUUUAUGAUGAUCCGCCGGGAACUAUCCUGAGCAAAAACGUCCCCACACUAGAGUCAAGAUGGGAAAUCUGCUAGACAAAUCGAGUAGCUUUCGUUGUUUGGCAUGACAAGUUUGUCCUCGUAGUGUAAUCCUGUUGAGCUAGCUCCAGCAGCAUCACAGAGCUAGCAUAGCAUGCUGAUUAGAGCAUCACAAAUUCUACAACACGACUAGAAAAUGCUUCUCAUGGCGCUCCGCAUGAGAAACUUUUUUGGCAUGCAGAUUUGCAUAGCAACUCUGGGGUGGGGACGUUUUUCCUCAUGAUAGGAACUCGGGGAGAUGACCGGGAACAAGAGUCUGAAUCGAGGAGUUGGGGGGCCUGGGUUGCUGAAGAAACAGUCCAGUGCUGGUCCCAGUCCCAUUUUGGCCGCACCCAGUCCUGUUGCAUUGGUAACGAGCGCAGGAACAGGGCGAGAACAUCAACUGGGUCAACCUCAGCCGACAACUUCUACCGCUCCCGCAACGGUUGUCUCCACGCCUGUGCAACAAGAGCAGAAUACCACGAAUCUUUCUACGGAAGAGAGAUUAUCCAGGAUAGAAAAUCAAUUGUCCCAACUGACGCAACUGCUGGUAGCCCAGCAACAAACCUACGACUUGAAAUUCGACUACAGCAGGAGGCCGAGUCAUAUGAACGGAGAAGGUGGAGUCGUUGACCAAGACGAGGUGCGGAUUUACGAGCCGGGACGGCUAACCCCAAGCUCGUUCUUCUUCUGCACUAAUCCGCCAGUAACGCAACAAAUCGGAGGUGGUGGUGGUGCAGCCACGGCGGUGCAGCAGCCGCGGAGUAGAAGUGGCAGCACGCAACUGUGAGAAUAGGAUUCUGUCUUCGUUCAGCACGAUUUCAUACAAGACCGAUUGUGAUUCAAUUUUAAACAAGGGUUUUUAUCAAGUCCUUUCGAGAAACAACAGAUCGGCAUCGGAAAUAACGUGUAGUUGCACCUAGUACAAUAUGCAAGGUGGACGAACAAGCAAAGCAAUAGAAAGUGAAAGUGCGAACAUCGGCCAUAGCAAGAAAUUUUAAUUUUUGUUUUCGACGCACAUCACGUUCAGGUUCGCUGGACAAUAUCUUCACAGGAGGAGCAUCAGGAAUUAUUGCGCCAACAUAAUGUAGUUGAACGGACGCUUACAGCACGCCAUAUAUUCUUGAAUUGAUGAGUCGACUUUCAUUGGCAGUCUCAAUUCAAAGACCCAAAACUCGAACGCGAAUAGGCUUGCUUCUGAGGCACAAAAACUUCUAUAUACUAAUCGACGCGAUGAAUUAUGUUUAUGCUACGCACAAGAUGUUGAAGUUGAAUGGACAGAAGUAAU
Messenger RNA from Amoebophrya sp. A120, 8493 nucleotides. The record is from the annotation of a GenBank genome assembly. Lineage: Eukaryota; Dinophyceae; Syndiniales; Amoebophryaceae.